Neopsephotus bourkii (Bourke's parrot) is the source of this 4743-nucleotide messenger RNA. It is a transcript of the gene ADPRH, whose product is annotated as ADP-ribosylarginine hydrolase. Bases 2843 to 3598 code for a protein of 251 amino acids. Gene Ontology annotation, molecular function: ADP-ribosylarginine-[protein] hydrolase activity; magnesium ion binding. NCBI's taxonomy places the organism in Eukaryota, Metazoa, Chordata, Aves, Psittaciformes, Psittacidae. The record is from RefSeq and is a predicted model, not a curated record. Gene Ontology annotation, biological process: protein de-ADP-ribosylation. The transcript is spliced from 4 exons.
GUGAUGAUACAGUGAUGCACUUGGCCACGGCUGAAGCCUUGGUAGCUGCUGGGAAAACCCCAAAUUUAGCACAUCUCUAUUCCCUGAUGGCAAAGAACUAUAAGGAAUGCAUGAAUGAUAUGAAGGGUAGAGCUCCAGGUAACAAAGCCAGUGAAUUAAGUGACACAAGUAUGGGCAUACUUCUUUUCUCAUGAUACAACUGCAUCUGCCUCCACAGGUCUCCAGGAUACCAUGUGAUUCAGAAACUGCCUUUCAGUCCAAGUGUGUGGAAUUACCACUAUGUGGUUGUUUUAAUUCACUUUUUUAUGUGUAUUGAUUGAUGAACUGUUACUGUCUGUGCUCAUGAAGAGUCUAGAUGAGUGGACUGGAAGCCUAUUCCAGGAAUAGUGACCAGUUGCACUUGAAACUUCUUCAUUCACUGAUUUUUGCUUGUAUUUCUUCUUUCCUUAGACCAGUACCCUCCUGAGGUUACUUUUAGCUUCUUGUUGUUAGUACAAAGCAUUCCUAACCAGGAUUUGCUGGAUUUUCAGGACAUAAUUUCCUGAUUCAAAACCAUCUGGACUGAUCUCAGGGGUUGGCUGGCUGCGUGGCACUGCAAAACCAACAAGUCUCAUCUACUGGGCAGGGUGUUGACAGCGGUGUCACGCCAAAGGCUGGUGUGCUGGCACAGCAAGCACGGAUGACUCUGCUGCAAUGGCAGGUCUGGUUCAUGCCUGGGUCAUGCUGUGGGGAAUUCAUGAGAGCUGAAGUGGCCUGACAUUGUGGGCUGCGCUGAUUGGCAGCCUGCUUUUUCCUGUGGGGGAGACUCGCAUAGCUGUUUCCAUUCUCAAAGUUGAUUUUGGUCAAGAGGCUGCAGGGCAAAUAGCCUGGCAGCCACAGGAUCAAGCGGCUUUCUCAGUUUGAGACAGCCAUUCAUGGGGAGCUGGGCCACCCCUUCCCUCUGCACAGAGGCCCGUGUCCUGCUCUCAUCUAGUAAAUAUAACAACACUGUUGGAAAAGAAAGAUGCUCAACACACAUAGAGCAGCAUGUGACCUUAUUACUGACAGCAGCCAGCCAUUAUUUCUUUCAGCCUAUGUUCAGAAGCCAGUCUUCAAGCUGUGUUUGGAUAUGAAGGUAUUUCAGUUACAAGGGUGCUGUAAAUGCUAUGUGCAUGUCCAAUAGGCUGCCAUAUACUAAAUCCUACUGCAAAGCAUACACAUGAAAGUGCAAAGUGAAGAGCUCUGCAGAGUACUUGUUGCAGUACCUACCUGUGAUUAGCAAGGUCCCAGAUCACGGUGAUCAAAUCGCACCAAAGGUAAUUGAAUUGUAGAGUUAGGUGAAGUUUCCUGACCAGGCUUCUUCCUUGCUUCUAUUUUGUUUAGUUUGACUGUCAAAGUAACAGAGCACCCUCAAGUUUAUCAGCUACAUAUCCCAGCAAAGUGUAGGAACAAUGGUCUAAUUUUGGGUGUGAGAGCAUGCCAACUGUUGCUGUUACCCUAUGUAUCUGAGAGAGGACUGGGCAAGUUGGGGUUGGGUGAAGACUAAUUUUUUGAGUCCUACUUUUGCCAUUGUCCAGUACAUUAAAGGUUAAAUGCAGCUGCUUGAAACCUGCCCUUCAUUUAGCUUCAUCUGGAAGAGCAGCAUUUCAGAUUUGGCCAAGAAGAGAAGACUAGAAGAAAAAGGCAAGGUAGAAGACAAAGAUAAUUUAAUGUUUCAAACCUGCUUCCUCUUCCUUGCACACAAGCAUUUGGGCUUAGCUCUCAGAACAUGUUUUGAAGUCUUGGCUGGGGAAGCUGGCUGGCUUCCCACCAGAAGAGAGGCAAAAUUGGACUAGGGUAUGAGCUUGGAGCAGGAGAAAACUGAGGAAGGGGGAUAAAGUACAAUCCUGAAUACCAUGGAGCAUGAAAAGUUAUUUUUUGUAGUGAAAAAAUAAGGGGGGAAUUUAGGGAAAUUGUCAAAUGGCAGUUUAAAACAAAAGGAAGUGCUUUGCAUAACCGAAUCAUGGCAUUGGUUACCAUGGGAUGUUGAAGGAGUCUGAAGGCAUACAUGGGUUCGAGCUGAGGAGGCUGUUUCCUGGUGGCUGGGUACAUCAUGAGUUGAACACACCACUUUGGCUCUGUCUUAUGACUCAAGCAUGCUUGUACUCCUGUAUCUGCUGGAAGCCAGGUGGGUCUUCUUGGGAGAACGUUGUAUUUGCCUCAUUUUUUAGGGUGUUUCCAUAGUUAUCGGUUAGUGACUGUGAAGACAGGCUAGUUGGCUGGACAAACCUUUGGUCUCACCUAGUACAGUUGUUCUUCAGCUUAUUGAAGAGGAGUACAGUAAAGCCAGUUAUGCAGACCAUGUUGCAGUGAGAAGUAAUACAUUCAUGACUCUCUGACAACCUUAAACUGCAGCAAGGGAGAGCUGGAAAACACUUCCAGUGUUUCCCAGUGGGAAAGAUGCCUGGGAGCUUGUGGGGUCUCUGCCUUUAAAAGGUCCAGUAAAGAGGCUGAACAACUAAAAAAGCAGAGGUACUUAGCCCUGCCUCAGUUCAGGGAUCCUCCAGACCUCCUUUCUGUUUCUAUUUAUAUCUAUCUAGGUAUUUAGAUGUAUGUGUACAUAAUAUACCUAAUAUAUAUAGUAUGUAUUAUAUAUAGCAUGUAUUAAUAUAUAUAGUAUUUAUAGAGAAGUUAUUAAACAACAUGAUAUGUAAAUAAAAUUAAUGUAAAUAAAUCAGCAGUGGACUUGUUUCUUACCCCCUAAUUAUUUUCAUGAACAGGAAUUACCAAGUCUGCUUGAGUAUAUGCUUGGUGCCCUGGCAAUUUAAGGCAGGAUACGUGUGAGUAGAUAACUGAUGGUUUUAAAGGGAAGCUCAAAUCCCUUAUGCAGAGUGCCAUGAGUAUGGUGAAUGCGCUGAAGCUGGAUCCGGAGCAGCCGGAUGGCUGGAGGACCCUGUUCAGCCCCCAUGCAGGAGGCUGCGGGGCUGCCAUGCGCGCCAUGUGCAUCGGGCUACGUUUCUGCCACACCAGUGAGCUGGACACCCUGGUGCAAGUCAGCAUCGAGAGCGGCCGAAUGACCCACCACCAUCCUACUGGCUACCUGGGGUCACUGGCUUCAGCCCUCUUCACAGCCCUUGCAGUGAAUGACGUGCCCCCCCUGGCCUGGGGGAAGCAGCUGCUGGAGGUGCUGCCAAAGGCAAAAGCCUACGUGCGGGACACUGGCUUCUUUGUGGAGGAGAACAUGGGGCAAUGGCAUUAUUUUGAAGAGCAGUGGGAAAAAUACCUGGCAGAGAGAGGCAUAGCAGAUGGGAUCUCGCCACCCACCUUCCCCCCAAGGUAUGGCGUGGAAGAGAGAGACUCCUUCUACACCUCCCUCAGCUAUGAUGGCUGGGGGGGCAGCAGUGGGCACGAUGCCCCUAUGAUCGCUUACGAUGCGGUGCUGGGCGCAGGGGACUCGUGGGCAGAGCUGGCUCACCGGGCCUUCUUCCAUGGUGGGGACAGCGACUCCACUGCUGCCAUUGCGGCCUGCUGGUGGGGUGCCAUGCAUGGCUUCCAGGGUGUCAAUGACUCCCUCUAUGCCCAACUUGAGUACAGAGACCGCCUAGAACAGGUGGCCAAGGCCUUGUACCACCUCACCUAGAUGGGGGCAGCAGGGCCCCCAGGGGUGUGCUUACCUCACAGCCAGCCUCCGCUCACUCAAGGUUUAGCAAACUCCAUUUGCAAACCUCUUGGGUUAAAGCACAGGAGUGUCAGCUAGAGUCAGGUCUGCUUUUUUUGUGUGCAUGUUGGCCUCAAUGGGGGUCUGUUUUGGAGCUAGCAGCUUGGGGAUGGUGGGUAGGGGAAGCACUUACAAGGUGGUUUGAUGGGAGCAGCCAAGCCCUGAGACAUCCCUCCUCCACUGCAUGGUGGCUGCACAUUGCCUGGCCCUCAAGGGGAGCAGGGACACGCACUGCAGCCAUGCCUCAGCAGCAAAACCCGUUCAGGCUGCCCCAGACCAGGGUCCUGCCCAUAUGAGCAUGCUUGAGAGAGUCAGGGAUGCACACCUGACUGCAGGGAGUGUACAUGGGCUGCAGAUGCCUCCCAGCAAGCCUAAGCUAGCCCAAGCUCCCUGCCUGGUACUAUCACCAGGGAGUGCUGGGGACACCACUUGCCAUCUAGCACUGAGACUAUAGCAGAUGCAGCCCAAGACAACCUGCUGGAGGGGUGCAAGGGGAGCAGGCAAACAGCCAGUUGUGCCUGGAGACAGCAGCUCUCUCAUACAAUUAUUUUAGCAGAUUUUUUUGUUUUAAAUGAAUGUGGGGAAAAAUCCCAAACCCAACCUCACAGCUGUGUCAGCAGUGCAUUUUGCACAAUGUCACAACACUUCUACUAUACAGGUGAGAAUGUAUCAAACUAUUUCCCUACUUCAGUUAGCGUCGGAGUUCAAGACUACUAACCAAACCUUUCAUCAAGGUAAAAGUGGGUAAUGAAAAUGAACAGGUUGUGCUUUACAUCAACUUAAGCAGCUUCUGUAGUGAGCAAUAUUCUUCUGUUUACAUCAAGGUUACUAAAGAUUAUUUGCUUAGUGUUUGCUAUGGAUAAUUCCAUAAAAAAAAAAGUUUUUUCUUCAAAUCCAGACCAAAGUACUUCCUGUUUUCAGAGCAAUUUAAAAAACGGUGUAUCCCAUUCAAUAAACAGACCUGACGUGCCUUGGUUAAAUGUUACAUUCUGUUAUGGGAUGAAUUAAGGGAUGGGAGGGAGAAGCAUGAAGAGCCAGAGGGUGUAAGGUGUCUGCAGGCUCCAGCA